AUGUUAAGUGCUUCUAAAAUGCGUGCAAUAACAAAAACUCUGUCACUGAUUUCAAGCACUGUUUUUCAAGUCAGCAGGAGUCAGUUAAGAAAUUUCGCAGGAGCACUGACUCAGCAACAAGUGACCAUACCAAAUCAGGAGACCCUUACAGGUAGAAUUUUGCUAUAUUUAAACCCCGAGAAGGACCAGCAAUUGGAUAUUCCUAAGUAUACAUCAGAAACACUAAAGACCGUUCUGCAAAAUCAAAACCAGAUGCAUAAAUUAAGAACUAAUGAGCUUCUAAUAUUUGCCAACAACUUGACUAAUCACAAUCUUACUCGAAACGAACUACUAUUAGUAUUAAAGGAAUUAGAUACUGAAUGUUGCGUAAGGCUAUCUGAUUUAAGUUCUACAGAUAUUUUAAGAUUAUUAAAUAUUUACAUGAGUAUUAUUCCACAUCGUAUGACGGAUUUUAAGUUUUAUAAAUACUCCAUAAAAAUUUUAUUUGAUUCAUUGUCUAGUCUGAACAAGAAAGAUUUAUUGCAACUAAUGUUUUAUAUAGGCUUGAAAAAGAAAAAUUUAGAAACACAAACAAUGCUCCGACAGUGCAUAAGGUCUAUGGAUCAUAAAUUUAUAGAAAAUUUGAGUUGUGAGGAGUUGUGCAUAAUUUGCAACGCGACGUUUAAAACAAGCACAAAAAUAAUAAACAAAAAUCUGCUAGAAAAACUUAGGAGCUACAUCAGUAAUAAUUUAGCAGUGCUAGAUGAUCCAGCUUUGUUUGUUACUUUACUUAAAACACUGAGACACAACAGAUACCAAAAUGAUGAUUUGCUCAAUACUAUAUCUUACGCUAUGUUUUUUAAUAAAACUUUUACAUUCUAUUCAUUUACAAUGAUUUGCCAUAUCAUGGCUCUGUUUGCUGAUUACUUUUUUUACGAUGAGAAACUUUUUAAAUUUUUGACGAAUAAAUGCCUAGAGCAGCUCAGUGAAAGCCGUUUCAUUUCAAAAGAGAUACAUCCUACCGAACAACUGAGAGCAAAGGAUAUUAAAAGAUUUUUAUGGAUAAUGAGCAUGUUUAGUGAAAUGAAACUCAUUAAUCAUGGUGAUAUAAAAAAUGUGAUAAUGCCAAAAAUAAUGGAACGCAUAAGAGUUGGCGAACUUGUAGGAGAUGUAGAUUCGCUAGUGGAUAUAACUUUAUAUCUAUGGAUUCUCAAUUAUCACGCCAAUGAACUUGUGCCUUAUAUAUUUAAUAAUAACAAAUGGCAUCUACUAACUGCUAAUCCCAAAACGAAUUUAAGACUGAAUCUCUUGUUGCACGCAAUCCAUAGUGAAAACCCAGACUUAUGGAAAACAUUAAGAAGAAAACCAGUUGAAAAUCCUAAUAACUUUUCAACAUAUCAACUGCACAAGAGGCCGCUUAUGCAAAGACUGUUGAAUAAUUUACAAGGGAUACGAAGCAAAUUAGAUUUAAGUAAAUUCGAAUUAAGUCAGGACAUUCCAUAUUUAAAUAUUGUUGGAAUUACGGGGUAUAAAAAUGAAUUAAGCAAAGCUGUACAUGUAGAGGUGUUAGAUGAUUAUACUCGAAUAAAAAACAUUGAAGAAGAUGUACCUGUGGGGUUAAUGGCCCUGAAAUUAAGACUGUUAGAUCGUUCAGAAGAAGGAGUUUUAGUGGUAUCGCAAAAAGAAAUGGAAGAAAUGACCGACGCAGAUUUAAAUGAAUAUUUACUGGAUGAAAUAAAAUUAAUUUGUUAAAUGUGCUCGAUUGUGUUCCUACUAUUGGCAGUAUUUUUUUACCUAUUUAAGCUAUUUGUAUUAUAUUACAGCUAGUCCAUGGAAUGUUUGUACACAUGCUGUGUAUAUUUUCAUAUAUCUGCAUAUUGCAUGAAAGUUACCACUAUUUAGUCCAUUGUAAUAAAUAAUAAAAAUGUAACUUUAA
Molecule: messenger RNA, 1915 nt
Organism: Zophobas morio
Lineage: Eukaryota; Metazoa; Arthropoda; Insecta; Coleoptera; Tenebrionidae
Exons: 3
Coding region: 1-1731 (576 amino acids)
Cellular component (GO): mediator complex
Source: RefSeq, a predicted model, not a curated record